CUUUCAUCGCUCGCUGUAGUAAGAUGGCGCCGGCAGAGAAAUUCUGAAAUUAAAAUAUUAACCCAAGUGCAUCGAUUAUAAAAUGUGCAAAAUACUUGAGUAAACCAAUAAAAGUUCUUGGUAUUGAGUUUGACGGAACUACCAAAGUCACAUCAUGUAUUUGUACAAUUUAACGCUACAGAAGGGUACGGGAGUUACACAUGCGGUGCACGGCAACUUUUCCGGUGGCAAGCAGCAAGAGGUGCUCUUGUCACGUGGCAAGUCGCUGGAGCUGCUACGGCCGGACCCCAACACUGGCAAAGUGCACACAUUAAUGUCGACUGAGAUCUUUGGAUGCAUACGUGCGCUAAUGGCGUUUCGUUUGACAGGCGGCACUAAAGAUUACAUUGUCGUGGGCUCUGAUUCCGGUCGCAUUGUUAUUCUUGAGUUUAAUCCGACCAAGAAUUCUUUGGAAAAGGUGCACCAGGAAACUUUUGGAAAGUCUGGAUGUCGGCGUAUUGUGCCGGGUCAGUACUUCGCCAUUGAUCCAAAGGGACGUGCCGUAAUGAUUGGCGCUGUUGAGAAGCAAAAGCUGGCGUACAUUAUGAAUCGGGAUGCCCAAGCACGUCUGACGAUAUCUUCGCCUUUGGAGGCACACAAAUCUAAUGCUUUAACUUAUCACAUGGUCGGUGUUGACGUGGGCUUCGAUAAUCCCAUGUUUGCCUGUUUGGAAAUAGACUACGAAGAAGCGGACUUGGAUCCUUCAGGUGAUGCGGCACAGCGUACGCAACAAACGCUCACAUUCUACGAACUGGACUUGGGCUUAAACCAUGUGGUGCGCAAGUAUUCUGAACCUUUGGAGGAGCAUGCCAAUUUCUUGGUUUCUGUGCCCGGCGGCAAUGACGGUCCUUCAGGCGUACUCAUUUGCUCGGAGAAUUAUCUGACUUACAAGAAUCUUGGCGAUCAGCACGACAUUCGUUGUCCCAUUCCACGUCGGCGUAAUGAUUUGGACGACCCAGAACGCGGCAUGAUCUUUAUUUGCUCCGCCACGCAUCGUACCAAGAGCAUGUAUUUCUUUUUGUUGCAAACAGAGCAAGGUGACAUCUUUAAGAUCACUCUUGAAACCGACGAUGAUGUAGUGUCUGAGAUCAAGCUUAAAUAUUUCGACACAGUACCUCCCGCAACGGCUAUGUGCGUGCUCAAGACUGGUUUUCUGUUUGUGGCGAGCGAAUUUGGAAAUCAUUACCUCUAUCAGAUUGCACAUCUGGGCGAUGAUGAUGAUGAACCCGAAUUUAGCUCCGCCAUGCCCUUGGAAGAGGGCGAGACUUUCUUCUUUGCACCACGUGCAUUGAAAAAUCUCGUGUUGGUCGAUGAGCUGCCAUCGUUUGCUCCCAUCAUAACGUCACAAGUUGCCGAUCUGGCCAAUGAAGAUACACCACAAUUAUAUGUGCUCUGUGGUCGUGGUCCACGAUCCACUUUACGAGUCUUGCGACAUGGCCUGGAGGUCUCUGAAAUGGCAGUGUCUGAACUACCCGGCAAUCCAAAUGCUGUAUGGACUGUUAAGAAACGAGCUGAUGAUGAGUUUGAUGCUUACAUCAUAGUGUCUUUCGUGAAUGCCACGCUGGUCCUUAGCAUUGGUGAAACAGUUGAGGAAGUAACGGACAGCGGUUUCCUGGGCACUACGCCAACACUAUGCUGUGCAGCCCUAGGCGAUGACGCCCUGGUACAAGUCUAUCCAGAUGGCAUUAGGCAUAUACGCUCCGAUAAGCGUGUAAACGAGUGGAAAGCACCUGGAAAGAAGUCUAUCACCAAAUGUGCGGUGAACCAAAGGCAGGUGGUCAUCACGUUGUCGGGUCGCGAGUUGGUCUACUUCGAAAUGGAUCCGACUGGUGAACUUAAUGAAUACACGGAACGUUCAGAAAUGCCUGCUGAGAUAAUGUGUAUGGCGCUGGGAACUGUGCCAGAGGGCGAGCAACGCUCUUGGUUCUUGGCCGUGGGCUUGGCAGACAACACUGUGCGCAUUUUAUCCCUCGAUCCAAACAAUUGUCUAUCGCCUUGCUCUAUGCAGGCUUUGCCUUCGCCCGCCGAAUCCCUCUGUCUGGUCGAAAUGGGCCACACUGAAAGCACAACGAGCGCUGGCGGUCCGCUAGAUGAUGAUGUGCCUCAGCGCAGUGGAGGCUCGAAUAAGGGCACUAUCUAUUUGAAUAUUGGACUGAGUAAUGGUGUCCUGCUGCGUACUGUCUUGGACCCCGUAUCGGGUGAUUUGGCGGACACACGUACACGUUACUUGGGCUCACGACCAGUGAAGCUCUUCCGCAUACGAAUGCAAGGCGCUGAGGCAGUAUUAGCCAUGUCCAGUCGCACCUGGCUCUCGUAUUAUCAUCAAAAUCGAUUUCAUUUGACGCCGCUCUCUUAUGAAACGUUGGAGUAUGCGUCUGGAUUCUCUAGCGAACAGUGUAGCGAGGGUAUUGUAGCCAUUUCAACAAACACGUUGCGUAUUCUGGCGCUGGAGAAACUUGGAGCAGUAUUCAACCAGGUGGCUUUUCCGUUGCAAUUUACGCCACGUACUUUCGCCAUACAUCCGGAUACAGGACGCAUGUUGAUUGCAGAGACAGAUCACAAUGCCUACACCGAGGAAACGAAGAAUGCGCGCAAGGAGCAAAUGGCCGAGGAAAUGCGUAGUGCAGCGGGCGAAGAGGAACGUGAUCUGGCCAAGGAGAUGGCCAAUGCGUUCAUUAAUGAAGUGCUGCCGGAGGAUGUCUUUUCAGCACCAAAAGCCGGUCUUGGCCUAUGGGCUUCCCAGAUACGCUGUCUGGAUGCGAUGCAUGGCCAGACCAUGUUCACCAUACCGCUGACACAGAACGAGGCUAUUAUGUCGAUGGCUUUGCUGAAAUUCUCGAUAGCGGCUGAUAAUCGUUAUUAUCUGGCUGUGGGCAUAGCCAAGGAUCUCCAGUUGAAUCCGCGCAUUUCGCAAGGUGGCUGCAUCGAUGUCUAUAAAAUCGAUCCGACUUGCUCCAGCAUAGAAUUUAUGCAUCGCACCGAAACUGAGGAUAUACCGGGAGCUCUGUGUGGUUUCCAGGGUCGUCUUUUAGCCGGUUGCGGUCGCAUGUUGCGCAUUUAUGAUCUCGGCAAGAAAAAGUUGCUGCGCAAGUGCGAGAACAAACACAUUCCCUACCAGAUUGUCAAUAUACAAGCUAUGGGACAUCGCGUGUAUGUGUCCGAUGUACAAGAAUCUGUGUUCUUCAUACGCUAUCGUCGUGCAGAGAAUCAAUUGAUUAUAUUUGCCGAUGACACACAUCCACGUUGGGUAACGGCUACAACUCUAUUGGACUACGACACUAUUGCUAUAGCCGAUAAAUUUGGCAAUUUGAGCAUCCAGCGUCUCCCACAUGCUGUUACGGAUGAUGUGGACGAUGAUCCGACUGGCACCAAGUCGCUGUGGGAUCGCGGUCUACUAUCGGGCGCCUCGCAAAAAUCUGAGAACAUUUGCUCCUUCCAUGUUGGCGAGAUCAUCAUGUCUUUACAAAAGGCAACCCUCAUUCCGGGUGGCUCCGAAGCACUGAUCUAUGCUACCCUUAGUGGAACUGUGGGCGCCUUUGUGCCCUUCACUAGUCGCGAGGACUACGACUUUUUCCAGCAUCUUGAGAUGCAUAUGCGCAACGAGAAUCCGCCCUUGUGUGGUCGCGAUCAUUUGAGUUAUCGCAGCUCUUAUUAUCCCGUAAAGAACGUCCUGGAUGGCGAUUUAUGUGAGCAAUACUUGUCUAUUGAGGCAGCAAAGCAGAAAAGCAUUGCUAGCGACAUGUUCCGCACACCAAAUCAGAUCUGCAAGAAACUUGAAGACAUACGCACGCGUUACGCUUUCUAAGUUAUCUUCAUCGUACAUGGACAAAUUUUUUGGAUAUAUCCUUUCGAAUUUUCUCAUCAAUUCUCAUAAUUCCCCCGCAAUGGCGUGUAUAUUUUGUAGCUGGUUCGUGAAGUCUACAAGCUGUCUUUAAUGCCUACAAGUGCUUGUAUUUCAAGUGUCUAUUUCGUGCUACAAGAAGUUAUCUUCAUACAUAUGGCACAUUUUUCGGACACUUCCUUACGAUUUAUCAUAUAAGUUCUCAAUUCCCCUGCAUUUGCGCGUAUUAUUUGCAGCUGGCUUGUGGAGUCUACAAGCCGUCUUUAAUGCCUACGAUUGCUUGAAUUUCAAGUGUCUGUUUCGUUUGCUACAAGAUUGACUCAUCGGAGCUCCACAAAUUUCUCCUUUAGACAUGUAGUUUUAGGUAUUCAUAUAAAACACUAGACAUUAAAUAGCAAUUGAGUAAUUUUGCAUUUUUCUAUUAGAUGCACAUUAAAAAUUAUAUUACACACAACCACUAAAAUGACUGCCUAUUUAUA
Scaptodrosophila lebanonensis is the source of this 4359-nucleotide messenger RNA. RefSeq names its product splicing factor 3B subunit 3 (gene Sf3b3). Bases 155 to 3844 code for a protein of 1229 amino acids. Gene Ontology annotation, cellular component: nucleus; U2 snRNP. Gene Ontology annotation, molecular function: U2 snRNA binding; protein binding. The record is from RefSeq and is a predicted model, not a curated record. The transcript is spliced from 12 exons. Gene Ontology annotation, biological process: mRNA splicing, via spliceosome. NCBI's taxonomy places the organism in Eukaryota, Metazoa, Arthropoda, Insecta, Diptera, Drosophilidae.